Messenger RNA from Callithrix jacchus (white-tufted-ear marmoset), 6276 nucleotides. RefSeq names its product adenylate cyclase 5 (gene ADCY5). The record is from RefSeq and is a predicted model, not a curated record. NCBI's taxonomy places the organism in Eukaryota, Metazoa, Chordata, Mammalia, Primates, Cebidae. Gene Ontology annotation, cellular component: plasma membrane. Gene Ontology annotation, biological process: cAMP biosynthetic process; adenylate cyclase-activating G protein-coupled receptor signaling pathway; intracellular signal transduction. Gene Ontology annotation, molecular function: adenylate cyclase activity.
CUCAGCUCGGAGGCAACUCCAACUCGGACUUGGGACUUCUGACGCGGAUCCUCAGCUACUUCUCACCUCGGGCAGCGUCCUCCUCCUCUCCUCAGGACGGGGGUGCCAAGAUGUCCCGCAGCGGCUCAGGGCCCCGGGCCGCCCCCGACGUGUGACCCUAGCUUGGUCCCCCUGCUCGGCGGUCCGCCCUCCCCUUGGAGACCCCCGGCCCGGCUUCCGGGGGAGGAGGGAGACGACGAGGCCGACGGGGGGAUGUCCGGCUCCAAAAGCGUGAGCCCCCCGGGCUACGCAGCGCAGAAGACUGCGGUGGCAGCGCCCCGGGGCGGCCCCGAACACCGCUCAGCCUGGGGCGAGGCUGAUUCCCGCGCCAAUGGCUACCCCCACGUCCCCGGGGGUUCGGCCCGAGGCUCCACCAAGAAACCAGGGGGGGCGGUGACCCCGCAGCAGCAGCAGCGCCUGGCCAGCCGCUGGCGCAGCGACGACGACGACGAUCCUCCGCUGAGCGGCGACGACCCCCUAGCCGGGGGCUUCGGUUUCAGCUUCCGCUCUAAGUCCGCCUGGCAGGAGCGCGGCGGGGACGACUGCGGUCGCGGCAGCCGCCGGCAACGGCGGGGCGCGGCCGGCGGGGGCAGCACCCGGGCGCCCCCUGCGGGCGGCGGCGGCGGCUCGGCUGCGGCGGCGGCCGCGGCGGGCGGGACGGAGGUGCGCCCCCGUUCGGUGGAGGUGGGCCUGGAGGAGCGGCGGGGCAAGGGCCGCGCGGCCGACGAGGUGGAGGCCGGCGCCGUCGAGGGCGGCGAAGGGUCCGGGGAUGGCGGCAGCUCGGCGGAUUCGGGCUCCGGUGCGGGGCCAGGCGCGGUGCUGUCCCUGGGCGCCUGCUGCCUGGCGUUGCUGCAGAUAUUCCGCUCCAAGAAGUUCCCGUCGGACAAGCUGGAGCGGCUGUACCAGCGCUACUUCUUCCGCCUGAACCAGAGCAGCCUCACCAUGCUCAUGGCCGUGUUGGUGCUCGUAUGCCUGGUCAUGUUGGCCUUCCACGCGGCGCGGCCCCCGCUCCAGCUGCCCUACCUGGCGGUGCUGGCGGCCGCGGUGGGCGUGAUCCUCAUCAUGGCUGUGCUCUGCAACCGUGCCGCCUUCCACCAGGACCACAUGGGCCUGGCCUGCUAUGCGCUCAUCGCCGUGGUUCUGGCCGUCCAGGUGGUGGGUCUGCUGCUGCCACAGCCUCGCAGCGCCUCCGAGGGCAUCUGGUGGACCGUGUUCUUCAUCUACACCAUCUACACGCUGCUGCCCGUGCGCAUGCGGGCCGCGGUGCUCAGCGGGGUGCUCCUGUCCGCCCUCCACCUGGCCAUUGCCCUGCGCACCAACACCCAGGACCAGUUCCUGCUCAAACAGCUUGUCUCCAAUGUUCUCAUUUUCUCCUGCACCAACAUCGUGGGCGUCUGCACCCACUACCCGGCUGAGGUCUCCCAGAGGCAGGCUUUCCAGGAGACCCGAGAGUGUAUCCAGGCGCGGCUCCACUCACAGAGGGAGAACCAGCAGCAGGAGCGGCUCCUGCUGUCUGUCCUUCCCCGUCAUGUUGCCAUGGAGAUGAAAGCAGACAUCAACGCCAAGCAGGAGGAUAUGAUGUUCCAUAAGAUUUACAUCCAGAAACAUGACAACGUGAGCAUCCUGUUUGCUGACAUUGAGGGUUUCACCAGCCUGGCAUCCCAGUGCACUGCACAGGAACUGGUCAUGACCCUCAACGAGCUCUUCGCACGCUUUGACAAGCUGGCCGCAGAGAAUCACUGUUUACGUAUUAAGAUCCUCGGGGAUUGUUAUUACUGCGUCUCGGGGCUGCCUGAAGCGAGGGCUGACCAUGCCCACUGCUGUGUGGAGAUGGGCAUGGACAUGAUCGAGGCCAUCUCGUUGGUCCGGGAGGUGACGGGGGUGAACGUGAACAUGCGUGUGGGAAUUCACAGCGGGCGAGUACACUGCGGUGUCCUUGGUCUCAGGAAGUGGCAGUUCGACGUCUGGUCUAACGACGUCACGCUAGCCAACCACAUGGAGGCUGGUGGCAAGGCAGGACGCAUCCACAUCACCAAGGCUACACUCAACUACCUGAAUGGGGACUACGAGGUGGAGCCGGGCUGUGGGGGCGAGCGCAACGCCUACCUCAAGGAGCACAGUAUUGAGACCUUCCUCAUCCUGCGCUGCACCCAGAAGCGGAAAGAAGAGAAGGCCAUGAUCGCCAAGAUGAACCGCCAGAGAACCAACUCCAUCGGGCACAACCCACCCCACUGGGGGGCCGAGCGCCCCUUCUACAACCACCUGGGUGGUAACCAGGUGUCCAAGGAGAUGAAGCGGAUGGGCUUUGAAGACCCCAAGGACAAGAAUGCCCAGGAGAGUGCAAACCCUGAGGAUGAAGUGGAUGAGUUUCUGGGCCGCGCCAUUGAUGCCAGGAGCAUUGAUAGGCUUCGGUCUGAGCAUGUCCGCAAGUUCCUCUUGACCUUCAGGGAGCCUGACUUAGAGAAGAAGUACUCCAAGCAGGUGGACGACCGAUUUGGUGCCUAUGUGGCAUGUGCCUCGCUCGUCUUCCUCUUCAUCUGCUUUGUCCAGAUCACCAUCGUGCCCCACUCCAUAUUCAUGCUCAGCUUCUACCUGACCUGUUUCCUGCUGCUGACCUUGGUGGUGUUUGUGUCUGUGAUCUACUCCUGCAUAAAGCUCUUCCCCUCCCCGCUGCAGACUCUCUCCAGGAAGAUCGUGCGGUCCAAGAUGAACAGCACCCUGGUUGGGGUGUUCACCAUCACUCUGGUGUUCCUGGCGGCUUUUGUCAACAUGUUCACGUGCAACUCCAAGGACCUGCUGGGCUGCUUGGCACAGGAGCACAACAUCAGCACAAGCCAGGUCAACGCAUGCCACGUGGUAGAGUCGGCCGUCAACUAUAGCCUGGGCGACGAGCGGGGCUUCUGCGACAGCCCCUGGCCCAACUGCAACUUCCCCGAGUACUUCACCUACAGCGUGCUGCUCAGCCUGCUGGCCUGCUCCGUGUUCCUGCAGAUCAGUUGCAUCGGGAAGCUGGUGCUCAUGCUGGCCAUCGAGCUCAUCUACGUGCUCGUCGUGGAGGUGCCAGGUGUCACGCUGUUCGACAAUGCCGACCUGCUGGUCACCGCCAAUGCCAUAGACUUCAACAACAACGGGACCUCCCAGUGCCCUGAGCACGCAACCAAGGUGGCACUGAAGGUGGUGACACCCAUCAUCAUCUCAGUCUUUGUGCUGGCCCUGUACCUGCAUGCCCAGCAGGUGGAGUCCACUGCCCGCCUCGACUUCCUCUGGAAACUGCAGGCUACAGAGGAGAAGGAGGAGAUGGAGGAGCUGCAGGCCUAUAACCGGCGGCUACUGCACAACAUCCUGCCCAAGGACGUGGCCGCUCACUUCCUGGCCCGUGAGCGGCGCAACGAUGAGCUCUACUAUCAGUCCUGUGAGUGUGUGGCGGUCAUGUUUGCCUCCAUCGCCAACUUCUCCGAGUUCUACGUCGAGCUGGAGGCCAACAACGAGGGUGUUGAGUGCCUGCGGCUGCUCAACGAGAUCAUCGCUGACUUCGAUGAGAUCAUCAGUGAGGAUCGGUUCAGGCAGCUGGAGAAGAUCAAGACCAUUGGCAGCACCUACAUGGCCGCCUCUGGCCUUAACGACUCAACCUACGACAAGGCGGGCAAGACCCACAUCAAGGCACUGGCCGACUUUGCCAUGAAGCUGAUGGACCAGAUGAAGUACAUCAAUGAGCACUCCUUCAACAACUUCCAGAUGAAGAUUGGGCUCAACAUCGGCCCCGUGGUGGCUGGGGUGAUUGGGGCACGAAAGCCUCAGUACGACAUCUGGGGCAAUACAGUGAACGUGGCUAGCCGCAUGGACAGCACUGGUGUGCCUGACCGCAUCCAGGUCACCACGGACAUGUACCAGGUGCUGGCUGCCAACACCUACCAGCUGGAGUGCCGGGGUGUGGUCAAGGUCAAGGGCAAAGGCGAGAUGAUGACCUACUUCCUCAAUGGAGGGCCCCCGCUCAGUUAGCAGCUGCUGGCCAGUGGGGCCAGGCGGUCUGGCCUCCAGAGGCGUGGAAGCAGCUUGUGUGUGUGCCGGGGGUGGCGGGGAAGCCAUGCUCUAGCCCGCAGGGCUGCGCUGCUGAGAUUUUCCACUUGGACUCCAGAGCAGCUUCUGCCUUUGCUGGUGGGCAGCGGCCUCUAUCCCAGGCCCCGGGGUGCCAGCGUCCUGCAAGCACCCAGCUGACCAAAGAUGUUUCCCUCUGUAGAAGACUCUGCUAGACUGGGUCUGAAGCUUGAGUUUUCUAACAGGUGCUGCUGCACAGGUGGAAAGGAGCUGUGGGAGUGUGUGUAUGGCACAGCCCAGAUGAGGGAGGGGCCUCCACCUCAGCUGGGGGUAGACAGGCUCAACUCCGGCCUUGGGGAGCCCAGGGGCUCCAGGGGUCUGCUUUUCCAUGCGAGCCUUUAAACUUCAGGCAGAGGCCACUACCCUGCACCUGCAGGGGCUUUGGGGCAGGAGUGCUGGCUUUGGAGGGACUGUGGCCUUCAUCAUGGUCCUCUGCCCACACCUCCAUGCACACAAACAGUGCCCUAGGAGGGAAACAAACAGAGCUAAUUAUGAGGGGGAGGCAAGAGGACGCCAAGCAAGGAGUGGUGAUUCUGAGAAAAAAAUAUUUAUUAAACAAAACAAAACUAGUUCUCCGUGCCCUUCUUUAGACUAUGCUAGUUGUAUGCGUGUAAGACACACAAGUAAAUGAGGAUGCCAAUCGGGGGGAGGGCAGGGAUCCCCACUUGUCUUUUUUGUAUUUUUUAUUUUGUAUUAUUGAAAGCCUUGGAGAUCUCAGAUAUGCCAAAUUCUAUAUUUUGUAAAUUAGAAAACAGCUGUGCACAGCAGGGCGUGUGUGCGUAUGUUGCUGUAUGUACUAGUGUAUAUGUGCGUGUGUUCAUGCUGUGGAACUGGUCUCACGCAGGAUGCGUUUCCCUUAUUUCAGAUUUGGCAGUUUUGGGUUUUCCCAAGUACCACCAGAGCAGUGGGUGUGUGCUUUCGGGGUGCCACAUGCUCAGACUGAGGAGGAGGAUGCAUGGACACAUUGCCCCAUCUUUCUCUGACACACGUGUGUAAACACACGCACACACCCUGCUUCCCCUAAGCAAAAUGCAGAUGAAAUAAGAAAACAAAAAGCUGCUUUCCCACCCCAGGCCAAGCUGGAACCAAGGGAAGCAACCUCAUCCUGCAGCAGGUAGCAAGGCACUUCACACCCUGAGAUUUCAGACAUUUGUUGCCUGCAGAGGCAGGUCCCGCAGAAUCCCGGGUGCUCUGCAGCCUGGGACAAGGAAGCCAAGCCUGCCUGGCCUGCUCACUUGGCCAAGUGCAGGUGGCUCUUCCUGGAGAUGAUCACUCAGUCCAGGGAUACAAUGUGCAGCAAGCCCUCAGGUUUGGGGAAAGGGAGUGGCCUUGACCUCCACGGCAAACCAGGCAGAGGAAUGCGUAGAGCCCAGCUUCAGGGUCCACAGGGAAAGCUAGCAGAAAUUUUCUUUUAUCGGGAUGGGGCAGUUAAAUAUACCAAGAAAAAAAUACUAUUUUUAUAACCUAUGAGGAAAGCAUUUGGAAAAUGAUACUGUAUCAAAGAAUUCAAACAGAAUCCUUAGGGCCCAUGCCCAAAUCUCUCCAUUGCUUCUCAGGUUAGAAUUAUCCCCACCUCCAACAUGAGCUUGUGAAGGCAGUAAGGUGACGGCUCUGUGCCAGCUGCCAAAAUGUUACUUUGAUGUCCACCUGCACCACCUUUCACUGGGCUCUAUCAACACCCUCCCUUCCCUGCAUACCAAUCCCACGACAAUUCAAACACAGCUCUGAGAAGCAAAGUGUGUGGACCCAAAACUGCCAAGCCUGAGUCUGUCCCGUGCUUCUACAUUGCCAGCCUGCCGUGAGUUGCAGGAGACCCGCCUUGUCCCAGCUGUUGUUCUCAAGUUCCCUGCCCCUCCACAUUGCCUGCCAGUGGUGGUGGGUUUUCGUUCUGCUUCCAACCUGAGUAAAGUGUGUGUGCUGAGUUCAUCCUGUUACCCCAUGGUCACGGCCCCAUGGAGGCUCCUCUCCCAUCCUCGCAGUGACUGGUGACAGCGUGCAGGUGCAGUGCUAGCUCUUCGUUCCCUCUAAGGGGUGUGCACUCUUUUUAUUCCUACUCUUGCAAAAACGGAUACGAUUAUGAUUUCCCAUGGAAAUUGAAAACUCUAUUUAAAUAAUUUAACUAUUAAACACUUUCACUGGUAA